Phyllopteryx taeniolatus (common seadragon) is the source of this 1708-nucleotide messenger RNA. Its product is annotated as adenosine receptor A1-like. The transcript has 3 exons. Gene Ontology annotation, cellular component: membrane. Bases 297 to 1499 code for a protein of 400 amino acids. The record is from RefSeq and is a predicted model, not a curated record. Gene Ontology annotation, molecular function: G protein-coupled receptor activity. NCBI's taxonomy places the organism in Eukaryota, Metazoa, Chordata, Actinopteri, Syngnathiformes, Syngnathidae. Gene Ontology annotation, biological process: G protein-coupled receptor signaling pathway.
UGUGAGUGUGCGUGUGUUUGUGUGUGUCUUAUUUACAUAUUCCCUGCCUGGCAGAGGUGGCGGCGUUGCCCUUUGCACAUCUCCGACAGAAAGGGCAUUCAUGAUACAACAUUUACACAAUUGAUAUGUUUGCACAGACAGCGAGAGAGAGAUAUGAGGCAGCUGAAGGUUUAUAAAUCAGGUUGAGUCUGUCACACAGUUUUAGAGGUGUGAGGUAGAGAGGGGGGAUAUAAAUGCAGCCAUAAAAGGGACUCGUUCUAGAAUGCAGUUAACCACCUUUUGCCGCCGCAACAGGCAUGGAAUUUUUGUGGCUGUACUCUCUUUGCCAGUGCAUCGUCUCAGUGGCCGUGAUAGUGGUGAGCGUGAGGUUAUGUAUCGCGGUCGGCGGCCCAGCGGCCGACGUCCACGGCGGGAGCCAGGGCGCAAGUCCCCGGCACGGGAGCGUGUCUUACUGCCUUUGCCUGUGCCUGGGCUGGGUGGGCGCUAUAGGGGGCGCGCUGGAGAUCCCUGUCAUUGUCUUCCUUAACUCAAGGACCCCGCAGUGCUUGUACACCUGUAUCACUCUGGUGUGCUGCCCCCUGCUUGUGAGGCAGUUCACUAUGUGCCUGCUGGUGCUGCUCACGUUGGACUGCCACCUGCAGCACCACUGGCCAAGCAGGUACUCCAGUCUGGUGACCUGUCAGCGAGCCUUAUGUGUGGUCCUACUGUGCUGGGUGGCUACCAUUCUGACAUCAUUCGGCCAGUUCAUCAGCUCUGACAUCCUCGACAGGUGGGGUAGGAUGGGCCAAGAUCGGGACACAGCUGACCUCGGGUUGGACAGCAACUGGACCACACCUUUACCCAGUCUUACACCUCUCCCUAAAUAUCCCUAUGAGCGGAUGGUUAUUGGGAAGCACCUUCCGUAUGGAGGAUUCCUGUCGAAGUUUUACAUGGAUGACUUGCGUAAUUUCACUUAUGCUGAGAUUCAUAGUAGCCACUGGGGUGUUUGUGCCCCAGACACAAUCCUCAGCCCCCAGUUUUUGGUCUAUGUCCAUGGGACAGCUGUGUUCAUGCUCCCCUUGCUUUUCUUGCUAUUUCUUUACCUCGACCUGCAAUGCAAUAACGGCAAGCAGUUUAGUCAGUCAGACGCCCCUAAGUAUGAUUACCGGAGGCUCCGCUCUCUGGCUCUGUCUGUCUCCUUCUUAGUUCUGCUAUGCCUGCCACUCCAAAUCAGCCACGCUGUCUUGCUCUUCACCCCCAGUGCCACCCUCCCCUCCUGGGUUCACGCCAUGGCCGUGUUCUUCUUUCAGUUGUACGGUCUCGUGCCCCAGGUUCUCUUCACUCCCCCUGGGAAACGAGAGAGUGAUGAGCGGGGAGCAUUAGCGCUCUCUGCUCAUCUUCCGGAGGUGUCGCUUUCCACAGGGAAGUCUGUCCAUAAGGCCUUGUGUGAGGUGGCCAACGCUGCUUCAUGGGCCUCAGCCAAAAACUCCCUGAAAGCAAAAGUGUACCCAGAGGUCUGAUAUCCAAAGGUUCCUCUGUCCAUAGGAACAUGGCUAUUUCAAAAUAUACUUACCUACACAAAUUAUUAAUUGUGAUCGUCGUUUGUUUAUUUGUCAUUAUGCAAAAAGUGCACAACCUAUGUCUUGUGUUUCCUAAAAGAACCUAAUAAAUGUGGAUGCAAAUCUGUCCCCCUCGCACCAGAAAUGGAAACAAGCACUGCAUAAUUUUA